AUGUCAGAAACGGCUUUAAAUGGAAAUGGAGUAAAGGAAAAACUGCAAUGCUCCACUCAGCAAAGUCAUGAGGAAAAUCAAUAUCUAGAACUUAUAAGGGAAAUUGUGGACAAGGGUGAACACCGCCCCGAUAGGACUGGAACCGGAACGAUAUCCACAUUUGCGCCUAGACCUCUUAAAUUUGAACUAUCCUCCAGCUCAGGUGCUCUAAUACUCCCCCUCAUAACCACAAAGCGCGUGUUCAUACGUGCGGUAAUAGCGGAGCUUCUGUGGUUUAUAUCCGGCUCGACCUCUUCCCUUCCUCUCCAAGAAGCAGGCAUCAAAAUAUGGGAUGGAAAUGGAUCACGUGAAUAUCUUGAUUCUGUCGGCCUGUCGCACCGCGCCGUGGGAGAUUUGGGACCGGUCUAUGGCUUUCAAUGGCGACACUUCGGUGCUGAGUAUGUCGAUUCCUCGACGGACUACACUGGAAAAGGCAUCGACCAACUCGCCGACGUAAUCACGAAAUUAAAAUCAAAUCCAUACGAUCGUCGAAUUAUAAUCAGCGCCUGGAACCCCAAGGAUCUCAAAUUAAUGGCCCUUCCACCCUGUCACAUGUUUGCCCAAUUCUAUGUCUCUUUCCCACAAGGAGCCCAGCUCCCUGGGAGACUUCAUUGUCAACUAUACCAGCGAAGUUGCGACAUGGGACUUGGGGUUCCAUUCAAUAUUGCUAGCUAUGCCUUGCUGACGCACAUGUUGGCUCACGUCUGCAAUCUUACCCCAGGAACUUUCACACAUACCAUGGGUGACGCGCACGUAUAUGUUGAUCAUAUUGAUGCACUAAAACUACAGUUGACGCGUGAACCACGCCCUUUCCCUGAAGUGGAGAUCAAGAGAGAGAAAGGAUGCAGCGUGGACGGCUGGAAUGUGGAAGACUUCAUUAUCAAGGGCUACAAGCCGCAUCCAAGCAUACCAAUGAAGAUGUCUGUAUAA
This is a messenger RNA of Blumeria graminis f. sp. triticale, 969 nucleotides long. The record is from the annotation of a GenBank genome assembly. NCBI's taxonomy places the organism in Eukaryota, Fungi, Ascomycota, Leotiomycetes, Helotiales, Erysiphaceae.